Molecule: messenger RNA, 2117 nt
Organism: Sceloporus undulatus (fence lizard)
Lineage: Eukaryota; Metazoa; Chordata; Lepidosauria; Squamata; Phrynosomatidae
Gene: PCBD2
Product: pterin-4 alpha-carbinolamine dehydratase 2
Exons: 4
Coding region: 156-566 (136 amino acids)
Biological process (GO): tetrahydrobiopterin biosynthetic process
Molecular function (GO): 4-alpha-hydroxytetrahydrobiopterin dehydratase activity
Source: RefSeq, a predicted model, not a curated record
GAAGUCCAAAGGCUCUCAAAGGGCCCACAGUUUUGGGACCAUUGAGUUACUUAGCCAGCUCUGAGCACUGUACUGUAUGUAGAACUGCAGUGGGGGGCCUCCUUGGCUGGGGCUUCCGCCUCUCUUCCAUCCAGCGGGAGGCGCGGCCUGGAGCCAUGCUGGGCCUGGCAGCAGCAGCAGCAGCAGCAGGAGGAGGAGGGCUGAGAUUGAGAAGGCUGCUCCUGGCUGCAGCAGGCCUGAGGGAGCUCUCCGCCAUGUCUUCACAGUCUCAUUGGCUGACCACAGAAGAAAGGAACCAGGUUUUAUAUGAUCUCAAAGCUACAGGUUGGUCUGAGCUCACAGAAAGAGAUGCCAUAUACAAGGAAUUCACCUUCAAAACAUUCAAUCAGGCAUUUGGUUUUAUGACUCGGAUUGCUCUUCAAGCUGAAAAGAUGAAUCAUCACCCUGAGUGGUUUAAUGUAUACAACAAGGUCCAAAUAACUCUCAUUUCCCAUGACUGUGGUGGACUGACAAAGCGAGAUGUCAAGCUGGCUCAGUUUAUUGACAAAGCUGCAUCAUCUGUCUAACUGGGUGUCGAAAUAAUGCAAAACAGCAUUUCCUUCCAAAUGUUUCCCUCUACAUUAUAUGAGACUUUCAUUCUCCCUCUCUUUUCUUUCUUUCAAAGAUGUUGAUCCUUAAGUUCCUCCAUAGUUUCAAAGGCUGAAACAUAAGCAUAGAGAUGUAUUGGGUGGGCAGCCUGCUGGUGGUCUGCAGACUAGAAAUUUUGGAUAAAGAAGACUAAGGUGCUCUGAGAUCCCUUCACUCGGUAUACUUACAUGUGACUGGCGCUAUAACUGCUGUACCCUUGAUAAUGUUAAUACUAUUCCAUCAGUCAUUCCCAGAGAGCAGAAUGUUGAAAGCACAAUUUACUUGCUCCACCCUCAUUAAUCAAGGUCAGCAUUUGUUUCCCCCCGUUCUGUAGACUAGGGUUGGGAGAACUAUGGCCUUUGAGAUGUUUUGGAUUCUUUGAAGGCCUAACUAGGAUGGCCAAUGUUAAUAGUUUAAGGUAUUAAGGUAGUCCAAAAUAUCUCAUGGGCCAAAGGUUCCCCAUCCUUUGACAUUUAGAGCCCUAUACAAUUCAAAUUCUAGUUGUAUAGGGCUGUGUUCUCCAGUUCAAGCCCAACCAGGUUUUGGGGUCUCAGAGGGAAGCUCUUCUCUUAUUCUGCCACCUUCAUAUUCCAGUUUGAUUAGAUUAGUUUGGGCUUCUUCCCAGGCUGUGGGAACUCCUUACCAGGAAAGACUAGGCUCCCAACCCUUCACCAUAAUCUUUCCUUCUUCCUUCAAGCAAUGACCUUUUUAUACUGACUGGCCUUUGGCUCCUAAGUUGUAUUUUUACAAAGUACUUUUAAGCCAGCUGGGAUGCUAUAUUUUCUCUCUCUCUGUUUAAAAUUAUCCGGUGUUUUAAGUGGGGCAGUAUGGUGUAUUGGUUUGAGUAUUGGACUACACUUCUGAAGACCAGGGUUCAAAUCCCUUCUUAGCCAUGGAAACCCAUGAUGUUGGAUAAUGUAGGGCAAGUCACACUCUUUCAGCCUAAGAAGAAGGCAAUGGCAAAUCCUUGCUGAACAAAUCUUGUCAAGAAAACCACACAAUAGGGUCACCAUAAACUGGAAAUGACUUGAAGGUAGAUAACAACAAAUUACUGCUCCAUGUUUAACCCCUGCUUGUUUUAUGCAUUUCAUGGUUAGCCACCUUCAGUCCCAGUUUCGGGGUGGGGGGAGAAAGGCAAUAAAUAUUUACAGCCAGUGGAUGUAACACAAUUUACCAUAGCAGUGAUAUCCCCAGUGUCUGCUACAGCAGUGAAUGAGGGUAAUAUGAUUUCUCAUGGCAGCUUUUGUUUGAUAACCAACAAGUGGUAAGCAGCAAAUUAUUGGGAUUAAAAUAAUAGGGACAGUUUCCAUGUGUAUAUUGGUGCUUCUUAGAUGCCCUUUCACAUACUAUGUCUUCAUUCUCCUUAUAUUCCAAAUGCUGCGCUGAAGGUCUUGUGGGACUAUUGAUGUAGCACACAAUGUGGCAAGAGAUGAAGCUGAUGAGUUGGGGUCAAUUCAAAGGCAGUUAACAAAAACAGCAAGGAAAAAUUG